Messenger RNA from Drosophila mojavensis, 774 nucleotides. RefSeq names its product eukaryotic translation initiation factor eIF1. The transcript has a single exon. Lineage: Eukaryota; Metazoa; Arthropoda; Insecta; Diptera; Drosophilidae. Gene Ontology annotation, molecular function: RNA binding; translation initiation factor activity; ribosomal small subunit binding. Bases 271 to 603 code for a protein of 110 amino acids. Gene Ontology annotation, cellular component: eukaryotic 43S preinitiation complex. The record is from RefSeq and is a predicted model, not a curated record. Gene Ontology annotation, biological process: translational initiation.
GGAUGGAGAUUUAUUUAAGUCAUAGCAGGUUUAGAUAAUUUUAUCUGUAGUUCAGUGCUGCAUUUAAUAAAUAUUUUGGUUGCCAUACAAAAAACAAUAGUCAUAAAAUUCCGAUAUACAGGCUAACAAAAUAUAUAAAAAAAAAAAGAAAUAUAUAUUUAAACAAAUUAAAUCGUUCCGAAAAGUCAGAAGAAAAGAAAAGCUAUUAUUCUCGUGCUCAUCCUUUGAUUUCGUUUAUUCACAGUCAGCGAUUUCUGCACAGCUCUUCGCAUGUCCAUUCAGAAUCUCAAUUCGCGCGAUCCUUUCGCCGAUGCCAUCAAGGGACCCGAUGACGACAUUCAGGACGGCCUUGUCCACAUACGCAUCCAACAGCGCAACGGCCGCAAAACUUUAACCACUGUCCAGGGUUUGUCGGCCGAGUACGAUCUCAAGAAAAUCGUGCGCUCCUGCAAGAAGGAAUUCGCAUGCAACGGCACCGUCAUUGAGCAUCCCGAAUACGGCGAAGUCCUGCAGCUCCAGGGCGAUCAGCGCGAGAACAUUUGCCAGUGGCUGACCAAGGUGGGCCUGGCCAAGGCCGAUCGCCUCAAGGUGCAUGGCUUCUGAGCGUGCCUACGCAGCCGGGACAAUCAACAUCACAUCAAUGGGAUUAAAAAAGACAUAGGCAAAGCAAAGGCAAAAGCAAAACUAACUAAAAAAGAGAAACAACACACAAAGUUUAAAAUGCCUCAUUUUUAGUUAAAUAUCUAAUUAAAAGUUUCACCGUUCUGCAGUGCA